GUCACACCACAGCAGCCAUGAGAGGACUCAUUUUAGCCCUCGUUGCAGCCCUUGUGGCAAGUCAACAGAUAAACCCAACACCAGAUUUUAGUACAAGUAAGACCUACGUGUACAAGUAUGAAGCACUGCUCCUUGGCGGACUCCCUAAUGAGGGCUUGGCCAGAGCCGGAGUGAAGAUUGUCAGCAAGGUUCUCAUCAGCGGAAUUGCCCAGAACACCUACCUGCUUCAACUCUCGAACCCCGAGAUCCUGCAAUACAGCGGCAACUGGCCAAAAGAUCAGUUCACCCCGGCCCAAAAGCUCACUGAGGCCCUGUCUGCCCAGCUGCGCACCCCCAUUAAGUUCGAGUAUACCAAUGGUGUGGUGGGUAAGGUGUUUGCCCCUGAGGAAGUGUCUGCAACUGUUCUCAACAUCCACAGAGGAAUCCUCAACAUCAUCCAGCUCAACAUCAAGAGAACACAGAAAGUAUAUGAAUUCCAGGAGGUGAGACAAACCUUGCGGUUUUCUGAGACCCAGAAUGUUCCAGUUCAGCCCAUACAAGCCGACUAUAUCACCCGUGGAUCCCUGCAAUAUGAAUUUGCUACUGAACUUGACCAGAUGCCUAUUCAACUCAUUAAAAUCAAUAAUGCUCAGACCCAGAUUAUGGAAACCUUGACUCAUCUAGCCACAAACAAUGUUGCCCGGGUUCAUGAAGAUGCCCCAUUAAAGUUUGUCCAGCUGGUCCAGCUAUUGCGUGAUGCAGAAACUGAGACUGUUGAGACCAUCUGGGCUCAGAACAAGGCUAAGCCAGCUUACAGACGUUGGAUCCUGGAUGCUGUCCCUGCAAUUGGAGAUGCAGACGCUAUGAAGUUCAUCAAGGAAAAGUUCCUGGCUGGUGAUCUAACCACACCUGAAGUCAUGCAGGCUCUGCUGAGUGCUGUGCACCUGGUGGACGCUGAUCAGGACACCAUAAACUUAGCAAAGGCUCUGGCAUUUCAUCCCAAAGUUCAGCAACACACCAUUGUUAGAGGCACUGCCAUGCUUGUAUACGGUUCCAUGAUAUUUAAGUUUUGUGCUGAAAACCCCAACUGUCCUGCAGAUAUUAUAAAGCCCAAACUGGACAGACUAAACUAUCGUUUCAGUAAAGCCAUCCGUGUGGACUUCUUCAAAAAUGACCUGAUGGCUGGUGCUGCCGCUAGCGCUUUCCUCAUGAAUGAUGCUGCCACCAUUUUGCCCAGAGCGCUUGUGACCAAAAUCCGCGCCUACAUGGUUGGGGCGGUGGCUGAUGUCGUGGAGCUUGGGGCAAGAACAGAAGGAAUUCAGGAGGCCCUUUUGAAAGCACCAGCUGUACCUGCCAAUGCUGACAGAAUCACAAGGAUAAAGCGUGUUCUCAGUACUCUGACAAACUGGAAGGCAUUACCCACAGAUCAACCGUUGGCUACCAUGUACCUGAAACUCUUCGGUCAGGAGAUUGCCUUUGCCAACAUUGACAGGGACCUCAUUGAACAAGCAGUACAGCUGGCCACAGGACCUGCAGCACAGCACGCAAUUGUGAGGAAUGCGCUCAGUGCACUGCAGUCUGGCCUUGCCAUCCAGUGGACAAAAUCCCUGCUGGCCACUGAGGUGCGUCGCAUCUUCCCCACCUGUGUUGGUGUCCCCAUGGAGCUGAGUCUGUACACUGCUGCAGUGGCUGUUGCCAAAAUUAAUGCUCAGGCCACCCUGAACCCUCCACCUGCUGAGAACUUCCAUAUUGCUCAGCUCAAGAACACUGACAUUCAGCUGCAAGCCCAUAUUGAGCCAAGUGUUGCAAUGCACACAUUUGCAGUGAUGGGAGUAAACACAGCCUUUAUUCAGGCUGCAGUUGUGCUGAAAGCCAAGGUGCACCACAAUCUUCCUAUGAAAGUCAACGCAAGAAUUAAUAUUGCUGAAGGACACUUCAAGAUUGAGACUCAGCCUAUUCAAGAUCUGGAUAAUGUUUUGGAUUUGGAUGCUGAAGCCUUAGCUGUGGCAAGAAACGUGGAAAAUCUUUCAGCUGCUAAGAAAACUCCAAUCGUACCUGAAGCUUUAGCAGCCCGGAUAUCCAAGGAGAAAUUUACAUCUGCUAAAUCUUCUGACAGUGACUUGUCAAGUUCAUCGGAAAUUAUGUCUUCUGGUGCCACCGAUACGAACCAGCCAAUGGACAUUCGUGUCUCAGCCAGAAUUGACCGGAAACUGUGUAUCACAAUGGAAAGACUUGGUUUAAAGGCUUGUGUUAAGAUAGCUUCCCAGAAUGCUGGCUUCAUGAGAAAUUCCCCUCUUUAUAAGCUUGUUGGAGAUCAUAACAUAACCAUUUCUAUGAAACCUGUUUCAGAUGAAGGCAUUGAGAAAAUACAGGUUGAAAUACAGGUUGGACCCAAGGCUGCAUCAAAGCUCAUUAAAACGGUCACUCUGCCAGAAGAAAACGAAACACCCGUGGUAUCAAAACUGAAGAAAAUCCUGCAGACUGACAUGAGACAGAGACUGAAGAAUUCCACCAGCUCCAGCUCCAGCAGUUCUUCCAGCCGUCGCACAGGCGUGCGAACACGCAAGGGCUCCUCCAGCUCCUCUUCCAGCUCUUCUUCAAGUUCUUCUUCCAGCUCCUCUUCUAGCUCUUCUUCCAGCUCCUCUUCCAGCUCUUCUAAAUACAACCAAAAGGAGCAGCAAACCAGAUCCAAAGCUGCUGACCAAAGACGAUCCUCCUCAAGUUCUGACAGCAGCAGCAGCAGCAGCAGCAGCAGCAGCAGCAGCAGUAGCAGCAGCAGUGGCUCCAGCUUUGAAGACAUUUACAGGAAGUCAAGAUUGCUUGGAGAUUCCAUCCCUCCAGAACUGGCCGUCAUCAUCCGUGCAGUGAGGACUGAUGGUAAAAUGCAGGGAUACCAGGCUGCCGCUUACCUGGACAGGGACACAAACAGGAUGCAGAUCAUCAUGGCCGCUCUAGCCGAGAAUGACAACUGGAAGAUGUGUGCUGAUGGUAUCCUGCUCAGCAUGCACAAAGUCCAGGCAAAGGUUGGCUGGGGAGAACAUUGCCAGCAAUAUAGAGUAGAUAUCGCAGCAGAAACUGGUCUUAUGGGUACAAACCCUGCCGCCCGCUUGAAGCUGAAAUGGGACAAGAUUCCUCGCGCCAUUAAGAAAUCUGCAAAUAUGCUCGCUGAGUACAUCCCAGGUGCCGCUUUCAUGGCUGGGCUAAGAGGUGGAAGGGACAAAAACACAGGGAGACAGAUUAAACUGAUUGUAGCUGUUGCUGCACCCCGGCUACUGAAUGUUAUCAUUAAAACACCAAGGAUGACGUUCUACAAGCUUGCUGUAUAUAAUCCCUUCGCCCUGCCUAUUGGAGAUGCAGCUUCUCAAAUACAGCGGGACCAGAGCAUAUCUGACAGAAUUCUCCAUAUGUUUAAUGAAGCCACUCUAGCCCGCUGCGAUAUGGAAAAUGACAUGCUGACAACAUUCAACAGAAGAAAAAUCAGAAGCGUAAGGCCUGAAUCAUGCUACCAAGUUCUGGCUCAGGACUGCACAACUGAGCACAAGUUUAUGGUUCUGUUAAAAAACAGCAGCUCAUCUGAUCCACACGCCAUUGUCAAGGUUGCUAAUGUAGAUAUUGACCUGUUGAUUGAAGACGACAAAAUUCGGGUGAAUGUCAAUGGAAUGCGAGUCCCCAGAAGCAGCCUCCCAUAUGAACAUCCUUCAGGGUCAAUCCGAGUCGUACUCAAAGGCGAUGGUGUGUCACUAUAUGCUGCUGACCAUGGUCUCCAUGAAUUCUACUUUGAUGAGAACACAUGGAAAAUUCUGCUAGCUGAUUGGAUGAAGGGCAAGGCCUGUGGAGUUUGUGGAAAGGCCGACGGGGAAGUGAAACAGGAAUUCCGCACCCCCAAUGGACGCCUGGCCAGUAGCGCCGUCAGCUUUUCCCACUCCUGGGUUCUUCCUGCAAAAAGUUGCCGGGAUGCUGAGCAGUGCUUCAUGAAGACAGAGUCCAUUCAGCUGGCGAAGCAGAUUAAUCUGAACGGCCAGGAAUCUAAAUGCUACUCCGUUGAGCCUGUGCUGCAGUGUUUACCGGGCUGCAACCCACUAAAAACAACCCCUGUGACUGUUGGCUUCCACUGCCUCCCCAUCGAUUCUAAUGUGAACAGUCUUAGCAGUUUUUGGGAGAAGACCGUGGACCUCAAAGAUAACACUGAAGCUCACGUUGCCUGUCACUGUACCCACCAAUGUGCUUAAUGAUUGUGAACAUCUGCAGUUCUUUAAGUGAAGCUGCAUAUCUAAAUAAUGUAUAAUCUGAAUUUAAUUUUGCAGUUAAUCAGUUUUAAACAGGAUUUGGAGGUAUAGUUGUGGCAGAAUUUUAUCACUGCCAAAUUGCUAAUCGUUUAUUGAUUACGUAAGUUUUAUAAUGUGACCCAGAGGACAUGCUCUUACUUUUGUAAUUCCGCCCCAAACUAAAAUUUGUACUUUUAUUUCAAAUCACAUUUAUAAUCUAUAAUUUCCACAAAUUUCCAUUAUGUAACAAUCUGCAUUAAGAACGGUUGACAAUUCAAGAGAGAGGGUUGAAGAACUUCCAUAAGAUCUUAAUAUUUGAAUAUCACAAAUGGCUGUCAUACGUAUAAAUGAAUAAGCAAAUAGGCAAAAGAAUGAAUGUAUGAAUAAACAUAUGAAUACAUA
Molecule: messenger RNA, 4646 nt
Organism: Paramormyrops kingsleyae
Lineage: Eukaryota; Metazoa; Chordata; Actinopteri; Osteoglossiformes; Mormyridae
Source: RefSeq, a predicted model, not a curated record